CUGUUUUGUACAUCUGUUAAAACAUAAUGAUUUAACAAAGCCUAUAUUGAAACUAUGGAUCUCCUCUCCUGGCUGCAGUAGGGGAGAAGAGAUGAGGGCCAAAAGCCUGAGACUCCCAGUGGCUCCUUCACAUAGUGAGAAAGGAUGGUUUCCUGUUCCAUUUGAACGAGGCCAGAGAGAGAAAAAGAGGCAGUGACAGAGAAAGGCCUGUAGGAAAGGCUUGUGGACUAGAAGAUUUUAAUAUGAGGGCUCAGCCAGACUUGUGUUUUCCCCGCUGCUAUUGCCCUUGGGAAAACUUUUUAUUUACCACUGAAUGAGAGCAAACAUCACUUGAGUUUUCUCCAGAUAUACAUUUGCUCUGAUUUAGCACUUUAAAAAGCGGGUUUUCAAGGGGAAAGCGGUAGGCAAAAUUGCUCUGACCCAUGCGUAGAAAGCAUGGGAGAAGCAGAAGUGUGGAUGACGCACCAGAAAAGAAAAAUAGAAAGAAUCAGACUAUGCCUAAACUACUUAAAUGUAUGUAAAUAGACUGAAGAUGGGUUUUUUUUAUAAGAAAUGGGGGAAAGAUAAGAUAUAGAUAAGGAAAUAAGAGCAUUCCAUUGAAGGCAACACUUUCCCUCAAAAUGCAUUUUAUGCACUCUGGAAUAACUCUUGGGCAGUGCACUGGCACUAAAGAAAUAUAUUGGUGUUUUAAUUUCAGGACAGACAUAUUCAACAGUAGUGUAGUUUCAGCUGUAGCCCUCUGGCAAUCACAUUUGUGUUAUGGUGCAACAGCAAUGGGUUUUAUAGGAAGCCAUUUUGGUUGUGUUGGAAAUCAAUUUGCAAACCUGCUUAGUCUGGACCUGGGCAAUGUGGGUUCCCUUUACAGCCGGUCAGAUAAGGUCUCUUCCAGGAUUGCUGUGAUGUGGACAGAGAAGGUAAGAAUAAUAAAUCACAUUAAUUAUGAUGAAAUAAACACUCCUAGUCUUUCUUAGAAUUUCAAUACACUUUGGGUUUUAGGCCUGGCCUGAAAAGGAACACAGGAUUGGUAAAGUGAGAAGUACAAAUGGAAAAGAAUAUUAAGCAGAUAUUAGAAUUAUCUUCAAAGUUGCCUGAGCUUUUUAUUGGCCUUGAGUAUAUAUUUCAAGAAUAUUGAAGGGGGGAGCACAUUAAUACACCAAACUUUAAUUGUUGUUAGUUUAUCCAUGCAGCCCAGCACUUUUUUUCCCCUUCAGCCUGCUCCAGAAACGUUUGUUCACUUGUUACAAACCAUGUCACAAAUCUUCAGUGCGGCAGCUAAUAUUUUACAAUUGAUCAAAUAAACUGGGCUAUGUAUUCUAAAUAUGUGACUUAAUGAAAACAACUGAAAGAUUUAUGCUCCAUUUAAUGUACUUAGCUGAAGACCCAGGGGGAUUGCCAAAGGAGAUAAAAACUGCAGUACGGGUUAAUGCUUAGUUAUCUUUUGGUUAACUCUUAUAGCUUAGUAGUCAAAGGACAUGAAAGGAAAACCUUUGAUAAAAAUUAGCCUAUUUGUAAAUUCCAAAACAGGCAGCUGCCUUUAUGUGUAGCGCACUGUAGACUUUUAUACUUCCAAACAAGGGGUUGUAGCAAAACUUCUUUUGCCAUUUAUGGACAAGGACAAUAUUUUUAUUGGUUUGGCAUCCUAGGAGACAGGGAAAACUUAAAAUCAAUUUUGUGAAUAAAAAAAAGCAACUUAUCUGAAACUAUUAAGUAAAAAAUGAUUUUCUUAAAAAGUUUUUCCAUUCUUUAAAUUUAUUUAUUAUCAUCAUUUUGAAAAAGAAACAUAAUCAUUGGAAAAUAAUAAUUGGAAAAUAAUUAACAUACAUCCUUCCAUAAUAUGCUAAUGUAUCCAUCACAGAGCAAAGUCAACAUAUUAAUAGUUGCACACACACUAAAAUCAAGGUCACAAAGCAAAGGAAACAUAUUAAGGUUAGGUUACAAAUCCCUUAACUAGUCAAACACCCUAUUAUUAUUUGACUGAGGUCAAAUAUUGUCAAAGAGACCUUGAGGUCAACAAUAUUCUUGUGUAAGUAUAUGUGGCAUUAUUAUCUUUUUAUUACACCAUGAUGUCACAUCCAACGGCACAAAGACCUCCUUGUUCUGCAGCUUUGCAGGAAUCAAGAUCGCACACCCGUGUGCACACAUAUGCCCUGCCUAAAAUUUUCUGCUGGGGGUUCUGAUCUCUCUCAAUUAUGUGUCACAGUCUAAUUUCUUCUACUUACCACAUGUCAUCACUGCAGAUGUCAUUGAACAGGAGGAGUACAGGAUUCAGAAGAAAGCCUGACACCAACAUAUAUGUACAUGCAAUGUUUAAUUACGGCAGCUAAGGUCACAGGCGGUAGUAGUGAUACUAAAAUGGCAUUCUUAUUUCUUAUAGAGCACAGCACAUCCUUUCUCAAAAAUAUGUACUCCUGACAUAUAGCAUGGUUCUAUGUAUUGCAAAGCCGCUAUGCAAAUCCUCUCUCACCCCUUUUCAAGCUGGAAGCAAUGGGAGGGAAACGAGUGGAGGAGAUUUAGUCAUGCCCAGUACAGUGGUACCUCGGUUUACGAACAUAAUCCGUCCCGGAAGUCCAUUCUUAAACCAAAACCAUUCUUAAACCGAGGCAUGCUUUCCCUAAUGAGGCCUCCUGCCACCGAUGCCCUUCCACUGUUCAGAUUCUGUUCUUACACCAAGGUAAAGUUCUCAAACCAGGACACUAUUUCUGGUUUUGCGGAGUUCAUAAACCAAAUCGUUCUUAAACUGGACUGUUCUUAAACCGAGGUACCACUAUACUAAACUUCCCACCAAUCUGGGUGGGGGACUGCCAGGGCCCAGGGCAGCUUUGCAUACUGUAAAUCUACGCUGUUGCUUGGAGUGUCCCUAAUGUGUCUGCUUUUUAGCCCUACCAACAGAGCUCCAGUGUCAGUUGAACCAGAACUUAGGAGGAGCCAAUAGCAGUUGUCAGGAAAGCUCCACCAUCAGAUUUCCCUUUCUGGUAUUAGAGCAGUGUAUCACAUGUCAGAUUGGGUGGAUCCAGUGAAACCUGUCCUAUGAAACUUGCAGUUUGGUAUUGCAUGAUUCAUUUUUUUAAAAUACUAAAUUUUCAGUGAGGGUUACUAAGAUUGGUUCAGGGAUUAAAUAAAACGGCACACAGUUUGAAAGCAUCGGUGACCAAUUACAGGUUGGCUUGAUGUGAUACCACACACAGAGGGCAUGAAAAGGAGGGGGCACUCCAGGCUUCAGCAUCUUAAAAAGUGAUGAUGCAUCCUACCUACUCAACAGCUGAUUGUCUAGAACCCAAAAGCACUUUCAAAUUAGCUGGCAGCACCUGGGGAGGCUUAGGAGGGGCACGAGGAAGAUGCCACUAUUUUCCAUACAGUUUGUGGAUUCCAAUGGAAACUUAACUGCUGUUGCAAUAAGUGAGACACAGUAUGACGGACAUCAGCUUCAGUAACUCCCUGACUGGAAAUGUGCCUCCAAUAUCCACCUAUAAAUCUCAUGAAGCUUUGUCAGGGGUUUUCAUUUUAAUAUUUGGUUGUAAUUGUUGUUAUGCAUAUGGUGCCUGGGUGUACAUUUGGUUGAUUCCUAAAAAAACAAACUAGAUAAUAAAUAUUACCUAUUGCUGAUGGAAUAUGUAUGCACGAAUCAUUGCACAAAUUUAUACAUGUGUUGUCAAGUGAGAUUACACAGACUCCAGGGGUCACGAGCGGGACUUGUAUCCAAAAGAAAAAAGACGAGUCAAGAGGGCGUGCUGAGAGGUUUCAACCUUAGCACCAGUCCUUCUUCUUGAAGGCUAAAUGUCAGUAGGGCUUGGAGGCAUUGAAAUUAAUCCAAUCACAAUGAAGGAAUAAAGACAAGGCAUCUGUACCUCUAUUGACUUUUCACGUUUGUGUGAUAAUUAUUGUAACAUUUUAUUAAAGGCCACAGACCUUUUGAUGAUAAAUACAUCUCAUUACAUGGAAUUUUUAUACGUAAUCAUCCCACAGAUCUUCGUGUAAUUCAGUGGAUGUAUUUAUCAUGUGUUAAUCCUAGCAUAACAAGCCUUUAACCUAUUUAACUUAAUUGCAGGCGUAUCAUAUGAUUUCCUGGAAAAGUCUUCUUCUCUUUUUCUCUCAUCCUCUCUUAUACACCAGAAAAGUUUUAUUGCUUUCUUAACCCUUUUGUGAGACCUGAUAUUUUUCUUUUUCCAUGCUCCCCUUUUACUUUCUCUAAAUUGAAGAGCUACCAAAUUCAGUUACUAGCUUGGCUUUUCCAGAGCUAGAAAAAGAUUUCAAAUUUCUGAGCACCAACAAAAGUUUACCAAGAGCAGAGAAGAAAAAGAAUACAAAGCUGUUGUUAAUAUGGCAAGAAACAAGCAUAUAUGGAACAGCUACACUCUCUAGGAAUUCUCUAUAAAAGCCUACAUCAGAACACCAACAAACACCACAUGUUCUUUCCUUCUUCAUCUGUCUAUUCCUGCAUCUUGCACAGAGCACAGACUGAGCAUGAUAUAUCAUACUCUAAGAUAUGGUAUGUUCUAAGAAAACCAAAACAUUUGCACAUUGAAGAUCUGUUAAUUUCAGACCUUUGGAGCCACUGACUUCAGCUCCCAAGCAAAAGUUUUCACACUGUAUGUGAGUUUUAAAAAAUGCGCUUAAAAUAUUGUGGUUUUAGUGGGUUUAUUAAUCCAGCUCUGUAAUAUGCAUCUGUUAAAAUAAGAGCAAAUAAACAGGUUCCUCCAGAAUCAUUUUGACGGCCAGGGGCAAAAGCAGCUAUAAUGGAUGCUAGUGAACAAUCUCCCUCAGAAAGGGUUUAGGUAUCAUUAUGAGACUCAUCUGCAUGAGUAGAAAUUUAUUGCAUCUAUUAUCUAUUGCAGGGGUGAGGAACCUCAACCUCAGGAACCAGCCUCAGAACUGAAUGUAACCUGUUGUAGAAAGUUAAGAGUCCCACCUACCGUUCUGCCUCCUUUUGCCUCUCGCCCUGCCCACCAAUGGUUUGUGGCCCCUGGAAGACUACCCAUGAGGGAAUGCGGCCCUUGGAAUUAAAAAGGUUUCCUACCCUUGAUUCUGUCUCCUAUCUCCUAACAGCACUAUUUGCCCUCAGCUGUACCUCCUGUCCCACCCAGUUCCCAGAAGUAACAAUCCAGUCCUUUGAACCAAAUAUUCUCAGUAGAGGCAGGGAAAGUCACUGGGAAUAACUCAAGCCAGAUACUACCAGAAGCAAAUGCAGGCGUUUGAUUUACAGUAUUUUUGGAUGAAUGGGAUAGUAGUAGUUUUGUCUCAUUUAUAUGCAAAUUAUAUGUUAUAAGCAAAAUGUAAUAAUAUAAAAACAAGGCUAAAAUAAAAUGAAGCACCAGAGAGGAUUUAAAAUCAAAAUAUUAUAUAAUAGACAAAGGAAACUUUGUUCAUGGUUUGCCUAUGUCAUAGAUCUAUUUGGGUACUUUAUGCAACAUAUCAACCCACUCUUCCUCAGUAUCAACCCACUCUUCCUCAGUAUCAGCAUGUUUGUGAUCUUUCCUGGCACUGCUUUGAUCUUUUACCUCUUUUGUUAAGAAUACUAAAUUAGUAACAUUAAACUGAGCUGUAAUUUAGCAUUUCAUUUUAUACAAAGUGAAAGCUGAAAGCCAUCAGGUUAUGAGUGGUUCCAUACAUUUAACCAUUUAAACCAAGGCCGUGGCUUGGGGGGCAGAGGAAGCUAUUAAGAUGUCUACAGCACUUAGUUCUGUACACAGCUGUCAUGCUUUUAAUGUCAAACUUAGUCACUAAGGUCGGGGUGAGACAGAACUGGCUAAUAGUGCCACUUCUUCACUCUCUCCAAUUACAGCAAUGGGAUGACUGAAAGCAGCACAGAACUCAAAGUAGGGCAUGCAGGUAUUUUGGAAAUGGGUGUCAUAAUAAUGUCUUAGUUAUAAAAUAGGGGUGAGAAACCUGUGUUGCUACAGAUGUUGUUGGACUAUAACUCCUGUUAUCCCUGACGGUUGGCCGUGGUAGCUAGGCAUGAUGGGAGUUGGAGUCCAAAAAACAACAGGCUUACCUGAGAGCCAGUGUGGUGUAGUGGUUAAGAGUGAUAGACUCGUAAUCUGGGGAACCGGGUUCGAUUCCCCGCUCCUCCACAUGCAGCUGCUGGGUGACCUUGGGCCAGUCACACUUCUUUGAAGUCUCUCAGCCCCACUCACCUCACAAAGUGUUUGUUGUGGGGGAGGAAGGGAAAGGAGAAUGUUAGCCACUUUGAGACUCCCUAGGGUAGUGAUAAAGCGGGAUAUCAAAUCCAAACUCUUCUUCUUCUUCCCUGAUAUAAAACCACUGGGAAAUAUUACCUACUUUGGCUAUUUAGGAAAUUUUGUGAUAUUACUUGACAUAGUGAUAAAUGUGACAUAGAUUAUUGUCAACAAGUGGUGGGCAGCUGCUGUGUUUGAAGGAACCUGAGUGCCCAAAUCCUGCAUUCUUCUGCCCAAGUGUAAAGAAGCUCACAGAACACAUGUGAUGAGAUACUAUUACAGAAAUUGAAUCUUCAGAAGUUCCAGCUCAUAAAAGCAUGCUCUGGAUUGUUAGAUGCAGUGGUGCAUUCACACUGAGAGAUGUAAGCCACUGAAGCGCAACACAUUCAUUCAAUCACACCGUUUUCUAAUAUUAAAUAACAGAAUUUUAAAAAGAAAUUACUGAACAACCUUGUCUAUGGAUAAAUGUGUAGUUAUAAUUCAAGGAGUAGCUAAGUUAACCAGACUGCCUUCAGGGUGCAGUAGCGGAAAAGCCCAUAUAUACAUUUAUGCUCAAAAGCACAUCAGACAUUUUUCAUAAUUCGUGAAACUAUAACCUUGAUGAAAAUAUUUUAGCACAUUAGGCAAUAUUUGAAAAUUCAGAAGAGGUGCUCAGAUGGCCCCUUGGAAUUCUCUACCCUUUGAGCACAGUUUUGGGGCACCCUCCAGGAACAGAAUCUGCAAACUACAAGCCUCCCAUUGCUGUCUAUGGCAGAUGGCUUUCCAUAGACGCUUGGAUUAUUUUCUCAUCCUGCUGCUAAAAAUGGAAAAUGUUGGUUUAUAUGCAUGAAACUGCAUUGCUGGAUCAAAUCCAUGCCGUUUAGCAAACAUCUAACAGAAAAUACUGCAACAGCUUUCCCCUACGAAUAUACUGAUCAAAGCCAUCAAUACACUGAUCUGAGCAAAUCUACGUGUAACUGAACCCCCCCCCCCCCCGUUUCAGUGGAGUGAUCUUCUAAGUACCUAGAAUUACUGCCACAUCCUGAAUGGGUGCAGUUUCUACUCGUGUAAUUAAACACACUAAACUUGCUAUGCAGUCCCACUGAUGGCAAUUGAGUUUUCAAUAAGUAAGUGGUGUUAAAUUUAUAGGUGAUCUUUUUGAGUCAUAUUCUCUUAAAUCCUUUCAGCAGUUCAGUAUCCUAGUUUCUAUUCCUAAUGCAGUUUUUGGGGAAAUUCCAUUCAUAGAAUAGAGUAUGACUUAACUAGGCUUAACCAGCAUUUUACUAGGCUUUUCUAACAAAUAGACUUGGGAUGUGGGGGUUGCAUAAUUUACUUCUAGCUACUAAACUUUUUUGUUGCUAUAAAUGAGUGGUGUGCUACUACACCAAAAGAAUGUGAAAUGCAAUAUUUAAAUAGAAUCUUAUAUGUAAUAUUGAUUUACUGCGGUGGCUGAAAACGCUUUUCAUCUUAAGGGCCAGUCCUUUAUGGGCAACCUUUCAGGGGUCACAUGCCAAUGAUGGGUGUGGCUAGAGGCAAAAGUGGGCGGAGCAAUGAAUGUGACUAUUACCUUUUUACAGUAAGUUACAUUCCAGCCAUGCAAAAGACAGAGAUUUUUACACCCACCCUCAUCUCUCCACCCUCUAUCUAGGUCUGGCAUAGGCAAACUCGGCCCUCUAGAUAUUUUGGGACUACAACUCCCAUCAUCCCUAGCUUACAGGACCAGUGGUCAUGGGGUGAUGGUAGUUGUAGUCCCAAAACAUCUGGAGGGCCGAGUUUGCCUAUGCCUGAUCUAGGUAAACAAGAGGGAUCAUCACAGUUCACAGACACAUUCCAGCCAGUCGAAAGCACCCUGGAAGGUUGCAGAGCACAGCCAGCAAAGGGUAUGUGGCCCAAGCUGGAUAGAGGGGUCCAGAGAGCCGUGGGACUGUGGCUUCCCAACCAUGAUUUAUUAAUGUCAGCUAGAUCCACACAUGACAAUAUGAAGACUAGCAGAAAAGGAAGAGAACUCUCUUCAUCCCUGUCAACCUUUCUUCAUCUCCUUAGCUGGAUCUGAAGAAGGCCCAGAUCAAAUGCCUUGUGCAUAAACAUCCAAAUUUGCAACUAUGUGCAGAGACCUGUAAUGCAGGGUUUCACUGGAAUACUCUUUCAGAAACCCCAGUAUGGUUGGAGAUAGGAGAAGAUCCUAUAUUCAAGUAGAAUAUUAAAGAGAGACAGAUACAAACAUUAAAAUCAGUGCUUUUUUCUGGGGGUACACAGUACCGUAACAAUUUCCCCCCGGAUGUUAAAAGUGUGGUACCUACUGUAACAACUUCAUAGUGAGUAUGAGCACCUUUUUUAAAGAAACACACAAACUGAUUAAAAUAUAUUCAGUGAUAAAUACUAUGUAACAUCCAGUUGUGUCUGUCAACAAAUGGAGCAAACUUCCCUCACAAAACAAGACUUCUCCUUCCUUUCUUCUGCCCUACAGCCCACAGUAAUCACCUCAAAUCUGUUCUGAACAGUCUGAGAUCAAAAGCACAAUAUGAGUGCCAGUAACACCUCAACAAAAACCAUCCCAAGGAGUUGUGUUAAAAAAUAAUUGUAAUUCUUGUGAACAUAGAAUUAAAUGCUUUAGAUAAUUUAGUAGCACCUAUUUAUUUAACAGCAAUUCAGAAUAAUGUCUGUUUCUAAAUAUUUUAAUUCUUGGUUCAAGAAGCAACAUGCUAGCUGUGGUAAGGACAUUAUGAUGUGGAAGGAAAAGAGCUAAUAAUUAGGGUUCACAGAGCAUAUGGAAAUAACAUUAGGAAAGUCAACACUACUGGAUUAAUUCUAAAACAUCAUACCUAUUGGAAAGAAAGCCUACCACUGCAACAUUAAGGGCUUUAGCUAAUAGGUGCUUUUUAAAAAUCUCUGUCCAAGUCAGUAUAUACAUAUGAGUUUCCUAUUGCCAAUCCAUCACAGGAUUUCAGUUUCACAUUAAGAGUUGAUUUGCACUCUGUGUAAACCCCAUUUAUCAUGAUGACAGAAGCAAAAGACCUUCAUGGUUUGAAAUUCCUUCAUAACUUUUCAAAGACUGAUAUAAGAUGCUUGUAACACUUCAAAAAUUACUACGAAAAGAAUUAUUUAUUUUGCAAGGAAUGACUUAUGGUGAAUGAAUAGAUAUUUUCUAGUGGGACAAUAUUUUUCGUUUGGGGAGAAAUAGCUAUGAAAUGCAAGUGGUUGAAUAUAUUCUUUUAACCUGACAAAAAUAUGAGGCUAGGCUUAUGGCCCACCAGUAAUAAAAUCAAGACCAUCUGCCAUAUAGUAUAGACCAGGUAUUAUCUACCAAUGAAAUAUAGAAUCUAAGGAGUUAAGUCAGAAGAAUAUAUAUUCAUUUUCAAGGCUAUCCAGGGCAUCCACCUAACAAAGAAACUUACAAAUUCAGUGCUAGCGGAAUGGUACUGAAUGGAUAAACGUGGCAUACAGAAGGUUUCAACAAUGGUUUUCAAACUAUGUUUUGCAGAACCCUUGGGCAGCUGAAGAAGAAUCUUUGUGUAUUGUAGGACCCCGUGUCAUUUACACAGGGCAAUGUGAGGCCCCAAUAUGUCUAACUCAGAGCUUUCACCAAUCUGGGCCCCUCCAGAUGUUUCUGAAGUACAGCUCCCAUUAGCCCCAGCCAACAUAGUCUGGCUGUCCAAAACAUCUGGAGGGCAGCAAUUUUGCGGGUGUGUCUUCAAAAGCCAGUAGAAUGCCAAUACACAUGGGGUCUCAUGCAUUUCAGCAGUGAGUGUGUUCUAUAACAGUGGUGCUACCAGUAUAAAAAAACUUGGCCUCUGUGUGCCAGUAAUUAUCAGGCCAUGGCAAGGCCAGAACCUUGGAACCACUCACAUACAAUCUCUUAACGGGAUUCAGCCUCAAUUUGUUGGCACUCAUCCAGCCCACCACAGCAUCCAAGCACUGGUUCCGCUUGUGCAUAGCCUCUCCUGUCUCAGAUUAAACAGAGAAACAAAGUUAGGUGUCACCUACUGAUGAUACUGUGCCCCAAAUCUCAUGCUCAUUGCUCUCAGCAGCUUCAUAUCGAUGUUAAAUAGCACUGGGGAUAAAACAAUGCCUUGUGGUGCACCACAACUGCAUUGCCAAGGUGUAAAUACAUAGCCUUCUCUAAGAUUGACCAUGCAAGUAGGAACAGAACCACUGUAAAAUAGUACCUCUAACCCCCAACUCACAGAGACUGUCCAAUGGUGUCAAUAACUGCUGAGAGAUCUAGAAGAAGAAGAAACAGGGUCACACUCCUUCUUGUCUUUCCCCUGCAGAGCAAGCAAGGCCAAUUCCAUGCCAAAACCAAGCCUGAACCUAAAACUGGACAGGUCCAGACAGUUGGUUUCCUCCAAAAGCGCCUGCAGCUGAAUCACCAUGAUCCUCUUUGAGCAUCUUGGCUCAAAAUGGGGUAUUAGUGACUGGGAGAUAGUUGCCAAGUACCGCAGGGAAGGUCCCCCCCCCCAGGAACAAAUGUACCACAAACUCCUUCAAAGAUUCAUUAACCAACCCACCUGGCCACCCACCCACUGCCCCAGCCACUUCCAUGAAAACAGCCAAGAUAGGCAAGGGUCAAGAGGGCAAGUAAAGGAGGAACAACCAUAAAUCAUGGCUCCUGGUUGUUCCAGUUACAGCACCUCUAUCUACUGCGGAUGGAGCUACAGCAUACUUUGCCUAUUCCUGCAACCCAGUGCUGCUGCUGCUAAAAGAGAAGAGAAUGGCCAUUAGUCAUGGAUGGUGGGAACUAGUCUAACAAGUUCUGGAGGCACCACAUUGGUUAUCGCUGCACUAUAGAAGGAUGGGUAAAAUAAUGCAUUUAUUUGGGCCAAUCAGUGUUCACAAGCUAUUAGUGCUAGCAGUCAUUCAGCUUUAAUGCUUCUACAUGGUAUUUGGUGCUUUAAACGUUUGGGUGCUAAAAGGAGUUGUGUGGUGGGUUUAAAUCAUGUAUUGGAGGAGCUACAACAUUGCUAUGCUUGCCUUUGUUACUGUGUUUAUUAUUCCUUCAACAUUAUCAGCAAGUUGUUGAGUGAGGGGAAGAUAUUGGUUUGCCUAUACAUUUCUGCAAGCUGCAGGAUCCUUCCAGGAGGAUCAUAGAAUCACCUUGCCUUGCACAUCUGCUCACAUCUAAUCUAGUGGUAUGGUGUCCUAGUGCAGAGUGAUCUUUUAUUUUAUUAAUUCAGGGUAUUUAUGAAUCACACUUCCUCCAAAGCAGCAGUAACCACAAGAGCAAAAUAUAUCAAACAUCAAUAAAAACCAGUACAGGCUACAAAUUAAAUAACACAGGCGUUUUAAUAUGUCUAAUGUUCUUAUAGCCCUUGUAAGAAACUUUCUCCCUUGAAUCACUUGCUGCUUGAGAUACCAUUGGACAGGGUAGAGAAAGCUUGUGAACUUGUACAUUCUCAAAGUUUUUGUGCCGUCAGACGUAACUCCUGCAGUACAUAACAUGAAACUUCUCCUACCUUUGUAGAACUUCAGUGACCCCUGAGAUCAGUUCCAUUGCUUUUAGAAAAUAAAAAAGAAAGCCGUUUUGGUUUAAUUUGCAGCUGGAUCACAAGAUAGGCAGUUAUUGGAAGAUAGCUUUUUAAUGGUCAGGUUAUAUAAUACAGUCUGCAAGAAUUUAUAGCUUAUAGGUAGAGAGGCACUAUACUAAACAUUAUAAUUAGGACUAUUAAAGUGCUUGAUAACUUCAUUUGUUUUUCCUUCUCUGAUGAACUGAUAAAUGCCCCUUGGGUAAUGUUUGAGCACUUGGGGGGGGGAGAGAUUUUUGGUGUUUUGUUUUUCCUCUUUAUGGAAAAAAUAACAUAACUCCUAGGUAUUCUUGCUAAGCAGCAUCCAAAUCCCAAACAGUGCCAGAGGGGAGUUAUGAAAUAAAAAUGAAUGGUCUUAAAGGCGUUGGGAGUCUCUGGGGAAUAAAUGAUAGAAUUUUCUUAUAUUUCCUGUAUAUGCAGAUAACAAAUACAUUUAAUGCAAGAAGGAAAUAGAAUUUUAAUAGAAUUUUUAACUAAAGAUCUUGAAACAAAACUAGACAUACAUUUUAAUUGAAUUUCUGGCUCAAAUUACAGCAAACCAUUAUAAAUCAUUAGGAAUCAGUUUUAAAACUGCUUUCACUUUUAGCCGUAUUACAAACACAGAGGUAAGCUUUUACAGCUACAGAUAAGUGUUAAUAAAUUACCCGAAUUUCAAAAUUAAUGGCUGCCCGGCUGCUUUGGGGAGAUAUCAUUGUGUUUCAUGAAUAUUUUGAUUUUGUGAUUAGAUCAAAAUGCACUGAAUUCCUAAACAGUCAUAACUAAGGUCUGCUGAUCAUAAACUGUUCUUUUUUUAAUAAAUUAUAUUCCUCGCAAAUCUGCUGAUAUGGAAUAAUUAGAAAUUGGUUGCCUGCAUUUACUGUAAGAUUUGCAUGACUUUAGAUCUCCACCUACUGAUCUAGUGGCUGGCAGGAAAUGUACAUUUUGUACAUUUCUAAAUAUACCUUGCCUGCAGAGAUAAUGGUUUAUAUUGUGAUGUUAAGAAGGUUUUUAUUUGCAAAAAACAAAGCGGUGUCACUUGCCAGUUCUGGAAGACAUUGAUUAGGCUGUUUAUGUCAUUCCUAUUCAGAACUUAUUAUUUACAGCUUUUCUGUUUCCAUUCCUUUGUAAGCGAUAAUGAUCUGUCUCUUGUAAACUGCUUAAAGUGUGUCUAUUUUCCCUCUUUUUAGCAGGUCUUGAAAUACAUUUUAUAGAAAUGUGGGUAUAUUAACAUGGAAUGUAAAUGGUGCAAAAUGGAGCAUAUUAAUCGAACACGGUAUCUGUCAAUAUGAUCUUUGAGUGUUAUACAAAAUAUUUAGAGUUAGAGGGAAAUGGAAAUUGCUCAUCCAUUCUUCAGCAUGGAAUACUUGCUAUCUGAAUGUGACCCUAUGGAACAUGUAUAUGCUACAAUUAAAUGCACUUUACAUUUUAGAUGCUGUUCGUGUAACAUGCACAUAGUUAUUGUUUCCUGCGGAUUUCCUGCAAAGCAGAAAGCAUUGUCUGUUAUAUUGAAUCCACUACUUAGAACUUGGGGUUUUGGGCCAUGGUUUUUGAAUUGUUUUGAAUACUGAAACGUAUCGUGUAUGGCUUGUGUGUGUGUGUAUGUGAGACUAUGCACUUUCAACAGCACAGAAAAAGGCCAUUGUCUCCUUUGUGGUAGGCACAGAUGGUGGGAAUUUAUACAAGUUUAAUUACUAAAAUGUUUCUUCAUUGUCACGAGCCACUGUCAUCACUUCUAGGGCACUAUAGCCUUGAAGACACAUCAAGAUUCUAUUCUGGUGUGAUAAGCUAAAUGUAUCCUAAGCUUUACAAUUUGCUGUAUUCCACGUACUAGGAAAAUACAUUUUUGAAUUUUUCUGAUUAUUGGUGCCAUUACUCCCUACUCUUCCUACAUUUGCUGCUACCACCUACCAGUGGCGUGCAGUGAAAUUUUUUCCUAAGGGAACAGCUAGGGUCAGAGGCACCAGCUUGCGAGGGUGAUUGGGGGGCGUUGUGAGCGUGAGCAGCAUGCCUCCCUCCCUAAGCCAAGCAAAGGCUUCCCAGGCUUUGAGAAGGGGGUGCCAGGCCUCUGACAGCAUGCUGGACUUUGGGAAGUCGGUGGGAGGGCUCUUGGACUGAUCAGAACAUCGUGCCUCCAUCCCUAAGUCUGGCAGAAGCUUUCCAGGCUUUGGGAAGGAGGCUCCAGGGGAACAUUAAGGGGACUAGCCUAGUCUUCCUAGUCCACUGACUGCACGCCACUGCUACCUACUCUUGCUAAGCAGAACAGUCCCAACACUCCAGAGUGAACCCAGAAUAACCCCACAUACUUUCAAAAGGUUUGUACAAGAUUGCACAGGAGUAGUUGGUUUCUGGAAAACAGUCUAGCAGCGUAUCACAAGGGACAGUCCUAUUGCACUAUUGCAAUGUCAGCACUAGUGCCACCAUUUUCUUCUUGUUAGCGUGCCUUAGGGUGUGUUUUUAAGAAAGAAAAGGAGAAAAUGUGGAAGGUAGAUGCUGAACACCAGCUGCUCUACCGCCUGGCUAAGGUUCCUCUGCUGCUCUCAGAUACUAGAGAUGUAUCACAUUCCUUUCAGUCUAGCUUACGACUGUCAUCCUUUCUACUCUCAGCCCCAGGAAGAGCAGCUGGGAACUUUUAAGUCCCACAUAAAUACACUAGUGAGGGUGAAUGCAGAUGACCAUUUACCACACGGCAGCUUACCAGCUGAUAAUACUGACGCAGGUUUCUCCUGUUCUAGCACAUUCCUGGCCCCUUAGGAUGCAAAAUCUUAUGCUCCUCAUUCUUCUGAAUCAGGUGCCAAAGAAGCAAUAGCAUGCAGUGCUAUAGGAGUAUCUUUGCUGCCUGGCAAAGGUUGAACCAUAUCCACCCAACUUUAGAAGAUCAAUUCUAUUCUGCAGUAGACUGGAAAGCUGCCACCGGUAGCACAAUGAGCCAGCCAGAGCUUAUCCGGGAGUCAUGUUUACACAGGCUGUCAGCAGACAACAGCAGCCAGUGAUGGGUUAAACAGGCUGUAACUUUAUAGCCAGAUUUGCAAAGAGAUGAUGUAUUUGUGUGCCUUUAUCAAUUACCAUAGUCUUGAGCGGCAGAGCAACUCAAUAGAUGGGCUACUGUGGACCAAGCUUGCCAUUCUUGGUCCCAUCCAUUCCCACCAAAUGCAUUUGAUGCAAUCGCAUAAGGAUUAAUGAAGAUCUUCAGUUAUUACAUGCGUUUUAAUAUCAUCGUACCAAAUCCCAGGUCAGUAUGUGCUGAUUAAGCCCUUUGGGGACAAUGGCUUGAUUGCUUUUGCCUCUGCAUGCCAGUUUGCAAAAGCUUGUUACUAAAAGAACUAGGUAGCUUAUUCUCAUUUAAUAUCUUACCACUCUGUACAAACCUGGGUGAUGCGGACUGAGCUUAACAGAAGUAGAGUUUAGUAUUUUUGUUCUUCCCUUGCAUAUAGCCACAUGAUUCGUUUCAGAAUCCCCCUUACCCUUUAAGUUCUGAGGCAAGGGCACUUCCAGAUGAGUUUUUACUGUGAAAUACUUGCAUGUGGGUUUGUGUCUGGUUUUUUUCAUCAUCCACACAACAUCGCUGGCAUCGAAAUAUGACCUUCUAAACAUCUGCACAAUCAUAAUACCUAAAAACAACAACAACCCCCAAUCCACUUUUCAUUUCAACCUUCACAGUGUGAGCAAAAUUAUGAGUAGCUCAAGAAAGUUUGGAGUCCCAGAAAAGGCCAUCCAUGAUCAUGAACUAUUGAAAAUAGCUUUCCUGAUAUUGCAUCCAUCUGGUAGUGAAGCCUAUGAGAACAAUCCUUUAAAAAUUCUUACCUGCUUAAAUUCCUGGUUGCAAUUCCACAGGACACUAAAUAACCUUUUAAAUCUAUCUUGACAUAGGCACUGUGAGUUUGUUUAUUUGUUUUCAUUUGCAAGCAUUAAGGGCAUGAGAAAUAGGACUGUGAAGAAAGGCGCCCUUAGGCAAGGUUCCUUAAAUGCAAAGACCAUUUAAGUCUGACAUCACAUCCAUGCCAUACAUUUAGGGUGGAACCUCGGGUUACCUACCAUCCUUCUUAUGGAUGCUUCGGGUAACGAGCUCCGCUAACCCGGAAGUAGAUGCUCCUGGUUGCGAACUUUGCCCCAGGAUGUGAGCGGAAGUCGCGUGCUGGCAGCGGAAAGCCCAUUAGCGAAGGGGCCACUAGGGGCGCAUCAGAAGAUGGCUGACAAUAACAUCUCUCCGACCCACACAAGGUAAUUUGGAGGCUGUGAUGGGAGUAAAUAGCCUCCCUACCCCCCCCCAGGAUUGUGGGGGGGGACUGCCCUUGCCUGCUGUGCCCUAUACCACCCCCGAAUUUGUGGGGAUGGGGGCACUAGGCACAAUGCCCUCCUGUGGGAUUUCGGCGCUCCUGGACGCCGUCUCUGAUCCGCGCCACUAGCUGCAAGAACUUCAAAAGAAACAAUUUGGAUGAAGCGAAUGCACAUAUUUCAAGGAAGGAGGGGGAGUAAAGACUGCUAACAGAUCUCUGAUAAAACAAGACGAGUCGGAGGAACAAGUAUAAAUCAUGAGAAGAUACGCCAAGACUCGGUAUGGCAAAGGGACUGAUGGGGGAGGGGGGAAAAACUUUCCUUUCUUUCCUUUAUGUGAUUAAACAAGAAUCCCCCCCCCUCACAAGUCAGAAAUGUCGUUUUAAGGACUUAAGCUGUGGAUUUAAGGCUGUGUGGAGAUAAACUUUCGAACCAAAGCAUGUUUUAAGAAGAGCAUGGAAUGUAUAAGGGCUUUGGAAUGACGCGGUUAAAAAUACCGUCACCAUAUUGGGAAGUUCUGUCGGAGGACUUAAGUCUGGGAGGAGAAAUAGAGAAAUAGAGCUGUUUUUAUAUUGUGGGUGAAACUCCUCAGAGGGACUUAAGAACGACAGUUCUGUAAUUAAUGAUGGAAAGAGCGAUGUUAUCUAUGAAGGCGAUGAUAUAUGGAAACCAUCUCGAUUUGAGGAUUGGAAGAACGGAAAAAUUCACACAGGAUUAUUAUUGGUGUUUAUCGCCUUAAGGAGAUUAUCAGAAGAGAUCAUAAAGAAAAAAGAGAAAAUAUAUGAACAAGAUGUGAUGUGGAAACAGCAAGAUAAGACUGGAUAGAAUUAUGAACUUUGUUUGGACUGAUUUGGACAUUAACGCAGUAGCAAGAAGAUGAUCAGAAUCCCCUUUCGGAUCUUGAAAUAUGGGUCCCCUCAACAAAAUUUAAAAUUCGGCUUUGUAAUUCGGAAUUUAUGUGAUGUGAUUUGAUUUGAUUUGAUUGGCCGGUUAAUAAAAAUUAUUUCAAAAAAAAAAAAAGGAAAGCCCAUUAGCGAAAGCAUGCCUCGUGUUAAGAACGGUUUUGGGUUAAGAAUGGACCUCCAGAACGAAUUAAGGUCGUAACCUGAGGUACCACUGUAAAGCACAUGGCUUUCCGCAAAGAAUCCUGGGGACUGUGGUUUGUUAAGAGCGUUGGCAGAGCCGGCACAGUCAUUAGGUGCGGUGAGGCCGCUGCCUCAAGUGGUAGAACUCUGUACCAGAGUGUGGUUUUGCUUCUUUUCUCCUCCCUCCCAAUCUGUUUUCCUUUUGUGUGAUGUCUUUUAGGUCGGAAGUUUGAAGCCAACCUUAUUAUUGAUCUCUAUAAGCUACUCUGGAAGUAAUUUUCAGCUGAAUAGUGUGGUAAAAAUAUUUCAGAUGAAUAAAUAAGCAAAUAAUUUUUACUUGGCCUGAGAAAGUCAGGCCUUGAAGGACUCCACAUACAAAAGUUGCUAACAACUAAUAAGAUGGAGUUGUUAUGGUUUCUUGCACGAUUGACUUAACUGGUUUUUUGCAGUUAUGUUUUGAUGGCUUGUUUAAUGGCUUGUUAUUUAGUAUCUUGAUCUUUAGGCCUAAUUGCUUUAUUAUGAAUUUUUAAUGCAUCCUUUUAUUUUUUAAGAUACUGUAGAUUAAUUGUUUUUGCUAUUGAUUUUUGUACUACUGAUAAUUUUUGUCAUUUUUUGCAUAAACGGCCUUGAAUGUUAUAUAUGGAAAGGUUGUAUAUAAAUAGCACUGACCUUGGUAUUGACUGCACUGAAACGACUCACACAAAUUGGACUUGCCUACAUUGACAUGCACACGGCCAUCCAUUUUGAAUCAAGUUACAGAAAACCAGCUGUUAAUGUCUAAAAGAACCUGGUGCCCUAGACUACAGCUUCCAAUGGCCCAGCCAGCAUGAUCAUGGAUGCUGGACAUUAUAGUCCAACACAUCCAAAGGACAUAAGGUUGAGGAAGGCUGAGGUCUAAAGGGAUUAGCAUCAAGGUCAAAGUAGGUUUUAAACUCAGGUUAAAGAAAUUUUAGGCACACACAAAUGAAACUAUUCUUAUUUUCAGCCUCACCUGUGAAAACACCCUGAGAUAGCAGGUGCUCAAAGAAUUAGAAAAAUAUGGCAAUAGAACAGUAAUAGCCUAGAUGUUGUUGGACUCCCAUCUGCCCCAGUCAACACACUGAGAACACCAUUUCAGAACCACUGCAACAGAGAGUCAAGUCCACUUGAGAUUGCUGUGAUUGUGGUAUGUCUGUGAGUUUUGUAUUAUGCUUUCACAGAUAUCUCACUCUCUGUAUUGCUGUUGCAUUUAGUACAAUGUUUGCAAUAACAACAAAUACUUAAUGGCAAUAACAAAUCCAAUGAAAAAUUGCCGAUCCAGCCCAUGACAUAACAGUCUCAGAUCAUUGCUCUGUGUCAAAGGUCCACUCCACCUUCUUAUGUCCCAUGAAAAAUAAUGGAGGAAAUCAGGAGUGGUUUCUAAUAAAGCAAAUGGAUUAACACUUUCCAUUGGAUAUCUUAUCAGUGCAGAUUGUAUCCAACUAAUUGAUAUCUAAAUUGCAAAUUAAAGUGAUUUGUGCAGAGGCCAUUGUAAGAAGAUUGUGAUUAUAACAAUCUCUUCUUUUUGCUGUGGUUUAAUGGUUCAAGGCAAAAGUGAUACCAUAUUCUCUAUGGGAAGCACCCAAAUGCAAACUAGCAGCUCAUUCCAAGCCCACUGGCAGUGUCAGAUGCCAAAACUGCACAUGUGACCACUGUUCCCCCCCUUUCUUAAAACACAGAAAAAACUGAAGUUGAUUUAAAAUAAAACCUUGAGUGUUUUCUAUGGGAGAUGCUUGUCGUUCUGAAGCUAUUCACCAAUACGCCCAUCCAUAUAUGUUUCAAGCAGUGCUAAAAAAAUGGAUUUCUCCCACUGAGAUAAUGGGGGGGGUCUGCCUUUUAGACAUUAGAUUUUGCUGAGAGGAGUUUGCAUUUCUUUUUUUCCUUUGAAAAUGCCCUGUAUGUGGAUGUGUGUUUUACAAGAGAUGAUUUUUAAAAGUGAUAAAAUCUCUUGCUCAUUAUGUCUGUAUAGAUCCUGUUGUUUUUUAUAAUCUUUAAAUCUAAAUGGAGCCUCCCAAGUUUGUUGAUGUCAGAAUACUCCAUUGAUUUAAUCCAUUAUUUAAAUACAGCUAAUUUGUAAUACAGGUAAACAAAACAAAAUGCAAAGCUGGUGGGGGGCAUUAAUUUGUAUUGUUACAUGCCACCCCAAUCUCUGAGUGGUGCAAGAUUCCAGGAGUUCCAGGCACUUACCCAGGGUUUGUGUUUCCUCAGAAUGAGGCACAGCGGAAACUGUGGUGUCUUUAUGAUAUAUGGUUUAUUUACACAUAUAUGCAACCUGGGCCUACCUGCUGAAUGAGGUUGAGGACUAGGGCCUUUCCAGUUGUGGCACCAUAACUAUGGACUACCCUCCCUAGAUGCUUUUGGCUUCAGGAGGCAGGCUAAAUCUAAGUUAUUUUGCAAGGCCUUUGUGUUAAAUUGAUGCUGGCUCUUCAUUCCUUAUCACUAACUUUGCUUUUUUUGGCCACUUUUGAUUAGCUUGUCUGGCCUUCCGUUAUUGUUCCAUUUUAUCGAUCCUGCUGUUCUUGGUUGUCUUCUGUCAUGGAAGACUCCUGACUUAAUCACAUGCUACCUAGUGAUUAAAUUAAACUGUAACAAUGGGUCAUGCACUUUGGUGGGGAGAGUUUCUGCAGAGCUAAGACCUACCAGUUCACACCAGCCACAGCAAAAUAUGUGGACGUGUCUUUCUUCUUUCUUUUUUGUUCCCUCCCAUUAACUCCAAUAUUAGGGGACUAAGGAAGUCUAGGGUCCUGCAGAUUCUUGGCUGCCUCAGCCCCAUCACUCUGUUUUUAGGCCCAUUUCCUGUAGAACAUCACCAGUGGGGCAGCCAUGGUGGUAGAAAGCUGCACCAUCAACUAGGGAAGAUCUUAGGCAUAUGACUUCUUUCUUCAUAGCUUGAUCUCCCUUUCGGCCUAUAGAGUGGGAGGUCUACAUUAUCCUAGGGUCCCUGUUGACACCUAUCCCCAAGCCACAAGUAGUUGCACUCUUAGGUGUUGUUUUACAAAAUAAAGGAGGGUGACCAAGAUGAUAAAGGGUCUUGAAACCAAGCCUUAUGAGGAACGGUUGAGGGAAAUUGGUAUGUUUAGCCUCGUAAAGAAGAGACUGAGAGGAGAUAUAAUAACCAUAUUCAAAUACCUAAAAGUCUGUCACAUGGAGGAUGGCGCAAGCUUGUUUUAUCCUGCUCUAGAUGCUAGGACCCGAUUCCUGCUAAACAUCAGGAAGACCUUUCUGACAGAAAGAACUGUUCAGCCGUGGAAUGGACUUCCUUGAAAGGUAAUGGACUGCCCUUCAUUGGAAGUUUUUAAGCAGAAGGUGGAUGGCCAUCUGUCGUGUAUGAUUGAGUUGAGAUUCCUGCAUUGCAGGGCAUUGGACUAGAUGACCCUCAGGGUCGCUUCCAACUCUACAGUUCUAUGAUUCAAUUGUUCUAUGAUUAUCAUCUGAUAUGAUAUAGCUCCAUAAAAUAAGACUUUACAUAUAGCAAAGACCCAGAGAAACAAGGUUGGCAUCUUCAUCACACACCAAUCAACAUUAACCCUGCCUUCAAGAACUUCCUCGCCUUGUGAGCUGCUUCCUUAAGUAUGUCCAUCUUGAUAAAAUGCAGCAGUGGUUGUACCAGUGAGCACUGUCUAAUUAAGGCAAUCCAUACUAAUUGUAGUUAUGUGUAUCCAGUCGCCUAAUUUAUGACGUUCCUGACACCGCACAGCUACAGAAUGGAAAAACAUAGUAAUGUAAGAUACACUACUAGGAGAAAAAUCUGAGGGAACAUAUUUUUAAAUGCAAGGUCUGAGUGCUGAUUGACAUGCUUUGUAUGAUAGUAAAAUCUGGCAGGUGCAUUAACUUGCAUUCCUCUGAUCUGUACACAUCCGCACUUGUCUUCUUAGGGUACUUGGUAAUAAGCUUCUUUAAAGAUCCCUGAGUAAGCACUGAAGAUAAUAUCUGGAGUAUGUAGCACUCAGUCCUUUUAGAAUGGCUUUUUCCUGCUCCUUUCGUUUUCUUAAGAAAAUGUCAGUUUAAUCAUAUCUUAAUGCUUUGAUAAUGCGUUUCUUUACAUAGCUGUAGAACACUCACUUCAGUGUUUUAAAAGAAUUAAUGUAGAUGUUAAAAAAUGCUGGCUAAAUGAGAUUUCUUUCCAACAGGCUAAUAAAACUGGAGCACAAGCCUUUGCCAACUCAAAAAACAUUGACACAGUGACACAAAUAUGGGAUGCGCUUGUUGGCUUUGUGUGCAGCCAUGUGUGGUAGCCUCACAUAAUCCAUGCAUUGGUCAUCGUUUUAUCGAACGGUGCAGAUCAGUACAUAAGUUUGCAUCCGUUGGACCAAACGCUAAUCUGCUGGGUUAGCAAGCAAGUAUCUAGCCUGGGGCAUCCUAUUAUGAGAUCUAUAGCACUACACUUGAUCCAGAACAUUAUGCUAUCACAGCAGCAGAUGCAAUGGUGGUGGCCAUCAUUCUGAUGCAUUGCAUAACAGUACCAUGGGAAGUUGCAAAUAUUAACUCCAUGAGUGCCUAUAUGACACCACUUCCCCCUCCUCAUACUGGUACCAUUACCUCUUCAUUUUCUCCCUUCCCUCCCUUUGUUGUCUCACAUCUGUCAAAACACACUGCAGGCAUUCCUGGCUCACAGCCUGGGUGCAGUGCCCCAGUAGAACCCUCAGCCAACGCUGUCGGCAUCCGGGGGUCAAAAGGCCAGCUGGCUAGGCCCCAGCAGGAUCGUAUCCCUCUCAGCCUUCAUGUUGCGGAGAUUCAUCAACCUCUGGCUCCGACUUAAAUCAGUGACUCAAGCUAGCUGACUUGAGCACAUUGUAUGUAGCAGAGUAAACUGCACAACAGAAGAGGCUUGAGGCUGUGGAUAUAUACUAAAACUACGGAUUUAUUUUUCAUAAAUCAGAACAAAGAAGCGUGUCGUCUCUCCUUGCAAUCUUCUCGGAGAGAGUCGAAAACAAAAGCAAUACACAGAGUAGAAGUUCUGUUCACAGGACCCAGCAGUCUGUGCUGGAAUGUAAACAGACAUGUGACACACAACGAUGCCAUGUCUGCAACAAAAGGUGGAAUGGAAAUUUCCAACAUCUGUAUAGGACAUUUCACAUUAACCCUCACAUCCUUAAACAGUUGCAACAACCAUUCACAAUCCAAAAGUGAUAUGACAGUGCACUGAGUUCAGCUUCACAAGAACUUAGGCUCACUGUUGUUUGCUUCUUGUACAACCAGUCAAAUAGACACUGGUUGUACAUGUAGCACACCCUGGAAGUGUUUGUGCCAUCUGUGGUGUCACUUCCAAAACUUGCAUUGGCCUAAGCUGUCUUUUAACCUGUCCUUUAAUAUGAUGACUGUUGGACAACUUGGUCCGAGAGCCACCAUUGUAUUUUCCCACAAUGCCCCUAAUAUUAUUACAUCAUUCAGGGGCAUUGCGGGAAAUUUUAAUGGCAGAUGCAUCAGAGUGCUGUUAUUGCCCACCAAUGCUUAUGACAGGUAAGACGACAGUGCCAGGAGGGCUUGAUGGUGCAAGACUGGGUCUCCCCGAGAGCUGUUGGCAAAGCACCCCCUACCCACAAUGUAGAGCCAGUCCUCAUAAAUGGUAAACUACUCAGGACAGAACUCAAGAAAGGGAUCAGAAAUGGAUCCAGAAGUGGAUCAGAAAGGGAGCAAAAUCCUAUCUGUCAAGUGCUGUAUGCUGAUGCACAAUAGAACUGGUGGCAUCCUAGAUGCAUUUUCAUUUAUUCGCUGCUGUCUGUACUGCAUGAUAAGACUGUAAACUGCAAGUAGCCUAUCCAAACCCCUUGCUGGGGCACAGUAUUAUUGUACUUAGCAAGUAUAGCUAUGGCAUAAGACAUUGGAAGUUUGCACCCCUUAAAGAAUUUGGGUGUGUGUGUCAGAUUUCAGAAAAGAUUAAUUAUUAAAUGACAACAGUGAGAUUCCAGUUUGGAAAGAAAGCCUUUGUGCUCUCCAAACCAAGAAUAUAUAUAUAUUAUACUGAAAUGAACCGCACUAGGUAGGUGGACAUUUUGAGGAACACAUUCCUUAAAUUGUCUCUUAAUCACAAAUCAUGGGAAGCUGCAAUCAAGGAAAAAAUAUUGAUCACCCAAAUGCAUUGUGCGAAAAAGCAUUGGUAUAUAAAAGAACACACUGUUUAUAACACACUGUUUAUAAUUUACAUUGGUAUAUAAGAGAACAUCAACCCAUCUAAAAGUUAGAAUUUAAUUCUGGCCACCUUUUUGAAUAAUUACAUUUUCAGCAAAAGGUAGAUCUCACACACAUGGUGUAUAGUCUGUUGAGAAUCAUUCUAAUCCAUGUACUUUUCACAUUUCACUUACUAAUUGGGGAACAAAUAGAGCCAUUUAAAUGCAGUGAAAGUCAGCUAAAAGUAUUGCUUGUAUGAGAUGCCAGUCUAUUUAUUUUUUGUCAUACAGACCCCUCUAUCAUAACGUACUUCCUUACCCUUUGUUCGUGGCAUAUUUUAGCACAAAAUAAAUUCAGAUGACUAAAUACAUCCCCCACCAUUCAGUGUCAUUUUAAGUCCCUGUACAGAUUGUUCCUACUGAACAUUCCCUCCCCCAACAUAACUUUGAGCUCAAACCCAUGGCCCUGAGAUUAAGAGUUCCGUGUUCUAUUGACUGAGCUAUCCCAGUUUGAUCAGAAUAUUAUUGAAGUGUUUCACCAGCGCACUUCAUAAUGUGUUCAGACAUUCUGCUUUAAUUUUGACAGACGAGGGUGUUUCAGAAAUCCAGUAAUGUUUCAGGUUUGGUUUUACACAGCUACGCCAGACCCUGUUGCGCCUUUCUGGGGCCAUGAUAGGCCUUGCGGUCUCCCUCUGGUUGUGUGACGUCACACGGGCAUGUCACAUUUGUGACGUCACGCACGCUGGGCCCCCUAAAGUUGGGUGGAACCCGUCACCUGUGGCAGCCAUGACUCCUCUGUUCACUGCUAUGGAUACAGCUUUAAAAGGACAAGCAGUGAGCGAUACAGGCACCUGUCUUUCACAGUUGAUGUAGCCUGCCUGUAUUUUUUUUAUUUAUUUUUUAUUAAUUUUUUUUGCAUUGGGUCAUCUGUACCUACAUCUUGGCUGCCCUGGAUUUGGGUGAAUUGUGCCCACAGGAUUGGAGUGAACAAGGUAAUCCAAUUUAGAAGGGAUGGCUUCGUCGUUAAAGAAAGGUUCUCUACCCCCUUGGCUGUCAUCACAAUGGAAAGUUUAAAAAUGAAGUGCCAAACAAGCAGGCAUUAAACCACACACGCAAAAAUCACAAUGUUUCCUUUUGCCAAUUUAAUCAGCCCGAUCAGAUUCAAAAUAUCACUUGCUUUAUUGGAGGGGAUGGUUAUACUGAGAUAGCAAACUGAAAACAUAAAUUAUAGAUACACUUUCUCUCCCCCCCCCCCCAGCGCCUGAUUGCUCAUUUCCACUUAGAUGCAAGACUUGCUACCUCAAAGCCCGUGAUUAUUGCAAAUUGCUGCAGUGUCACAAUCGCAGCCUCAUUUAGUUUCUUCUCUUUAAAAAAAAUUGUUGAGCUUUUGAACUACUAAUAUUAACUCGUAUUUUCUUGUCUCCUUGCAACAAUUAUUCAAUCAGGUUUUCUAUUGUGAAGGAUGGAAGAUAAAUUCCUCCAUAGCCUGAACAACUAUAGUGUCAUGCAUGAACAGCUCAAUCUUUGCCUGCCUCUCUCUCUCUCUCUCUCUCUCUCUCUCUCUCUCUCUCUCUCUUUUACUACAAAUAAAAUUGUGUGUUCUUAAAUAAUCACCAGAUAAAGGUUUCUUCUAGCAAUGUUGCCUGAUGAUGAAACAAAUGGCUUUAUGGGAAAAUUAAUAGUGUGAGCUUGUCCCUCUGUCUCUUUUCCUUUUGUUCUGCAUCACAUUUUAAUAAGAUGCACUUAUUGGUUAAAAUCGAGGACCUCAAGUUCUGUUUCCGGUUCUCAUCCUUUUUCUGCAUUGCAUGGGAGGACAGAUGAUAGAAAGAGAUCUACAAAAUCUCAGGGCAUGAGUGCUGUAGCUCUCCUACAUCUUUCCAAGUAACUGGUAUUUAGAGACAUGCUGCCUCUGAUAAUGGAGCUUAGUACAUAGCCAUCUUGAGCCCAAUCUUAUAUGAAUAUGUAUAUAGGAUUGCAGCCUAUCCCAUACAUAAUUACCUGGGGAUUAAGCCCCCUUGAAUUCAAUGGAUCUCACUUUGGAGUAAAUAUGUGCAGGAUUGCAGGGUUCGGUUUUGAAUGACGGAUGUCACAAAGGCAUUCACAAACAGCACAUUCAGGGAAAGAAGAGUCAAAUGGAGUCCCCAGUGAACACCCCCCUCCCCCAAUAAUGUACGUAGGUUAAAGACAAAUCUUUGUCCUAAAUAUCUCUGGAACGAAAAAGUAUGGGGGGGGGAAUCUCUGGACACCUGAGUAAUGUCAAAAUAAGCUGGGAUCUUCACUUGGAUGGUGGGAGUUAGAAUGGCACUUUUUGAAUGUGGAGUGCAUUCAGUCUUUGCAGCAUAAUUCAAAUUGGACAUGUAAUUCAGGUCCUGGAAUUAACCCACUCAACCAAAGCUUGAAAAGAUUUAGAUUUACCCAGUCUACCUCUAAUACAAUAAUGUCUUACAGUCACACAACCAUCCUGGUUUGUGGUGAUAUAGCCAAACACACUGUAAUCUGUCAUUCUAAAACUUACUGUGGAUAAUUGUUAAAAAAAGGAGUUCUGUAACAAUCCUUGUGGGGUUUGUCUGGCUGAAAUAUACAAAACCCCAUACUUUUAAAUAAAGACAUUAUUAUUGUUAGUAGUAGUAGUAGUAGUAGAAGUAUUUUAAAAAACAGCUCUUUUAAGCACUUUGAAAAUUACUCUCCUGAAAUGAUCUUUUCCCCUCAUCUUUAGACUGUCAAGAAGUACGGUAUGUUUGCAACAAAAUCCUAGUAUUUUAUUAUUUUGGCUAGGAUGGAAAGGGGUGAAUAUGCACAGUAUUCUAAUUAUUCAUAGUUAACCUCGGAAUGCUUGAGCCGCCAUUUAGUUGUCUGGGAUUGUUUCAAAGGGGAUUUGGCUCUGACCAUAGGAGGAGGAAUAUAUUUCCGGAAACCAUAAUGGUGUUUCCUUAUUGUUAGCGACACUGCUGAUUAAGGGGAUUGUUAUGAACACUGGAUGGAAUUUGGGCCAAUGUGACAUGGUCUAAUUCAGCAGCCAUGCAAAGCAACCUCAAAAUGCAAAAUGGGCUUUAUUUAAAUUGGGAUGGGAGAACCUGUGGCUCCUAAUUAGGCCUACAAGCCUUCCCCAUUUGGCCCAUAAGGCCAUUUCAAGUCACACCCAGCCACAUAUAUGACUUCAGGUUUGUGGCAACUAAAAACCUGGCUCAGCUGAAAGGUGUUAGUAGGAACCAUGAAUCACAUGAUUCCUGAUGCCUGCAAAGUACUUUCAGAAAACAGCAAAUUGAAAGGGGUUUCUGAAGUUAACAAAAAGGUAAUCUGGUGUCAUUUUGAGGCCAGGUGAUUGGCAGGUGGGCAGCUCAAAACUUUACCUGCAAGCGGUGGGGGAGGUCUAGUUUCCUACCCCUGAUUUAAUACACUAUUUUCCUCCUUUAUUCAGGGCAAAAUAAAUAUAAACACGACCUGAGGAAGGGGGAAAAUCCUAAGAACAGGUGAAAUGCACGGAAGCCUUAAAAUCAGGGUAGUACACAUAGGAUGAUAUGUAAAAACUGGGACCCAGACAUGCAGGUGUUAAGGUGUUAAGCAAUGAUUUUUCUUUGUGACAAAAUAUAUCGCUAUGAGGAGCCUGUAAGGAAAUUAGUCUAAAUCAUUAAUAACCAUUACAUUCUUGCAAAUCUGCUAUAAAACACCCAAAAUAAAUACACUCUAUCUUAUAAAUAAAAAUGCUUUAACAUUAAGGCAGGAGAUACAAUACCCUUUUCUUUAAAAAUUUAAAAAAACCUAUGCAAAACAUUAUAAUCUUACCUUUAUAUGGCUUUCUGCUUUCUCUCUUUUAAAACAUUUAUUAAGCAGAAAGACCUCAGUGACAUGUAAAUUUCAUUUUCUAUGCCUGGCAGAUUAAAAUACAUCAGCUUCAGACAUCAUUCAGCAAAGAAAUAAUUUGAAUAGUUCAUUUUAUUAGAAAAAAGAUUUAUGUCAGCAUUUGACUGUGACAUGAGAGGAACUAGGGGCACCCGUACAAUGUUAAAAACAGAUUUUCCAUAAAAAGUAGCUGCACUAAAAAAAAUAAUGUGAUUCAUCAUUGAACAGGUUAACUGCUAAUGUUGUGAACAACACCUCGGUUAUUCUCAGUUCACUCUCAGUACCUGCCACAAUUGAUUUACUCAGGGCUUCAUAUUCCUAUUUCUUUAUGUCCUUGGUCACCUACAACAGGUAUGUACAAGGGACAGUGCAACCCAUGAGGCAGCCUGGUCACAAGCCAAGAAGAGCCUCUUGGAUCAAGCAACUCACUGGGGGAGUGGCAAUUUUCUAUCAUUCAUUCAUUUGUGAUUCAUCAUGCUAUAACACUCUUUCACCUAAGUGGUACUCUUAUUUUUAAAAAUACAGGGUGGGGGAGCAUUUUACUACUAAUAAAAUAUUGUUUGACAACAACAACCAACCACCAGAGGGAUAAAAUAGUGCUCUUUGCAAAAGCUGUUUAGAACUCUGUGCUGAAAGGUUCAUCACACUUUUUAAAAUACAGGAGCAGUUUACUCAGCAGGCCAGAGUGUCUCAAUUGUAGCAUCCCUGCUAUGUCUGGCAUACCCAAACCUUUUAACAGUCCCCAAAGACACGCCAACAACACCAACAGUAACACAUAUCCAUUUGGGUGACGUAUCUAAAUCAUCUUUCCCCGAUCCCUAACUUAUGCCAUGACAACCAUGCAUAUCAAAUCAGCCUGCACCUUCCCACAUUCAUAUAACCUUUCAAUGUGAAUGGUUAUCAGCUUGUGGUAACAUGCAGGCAGGCUUUUUGGGUGGGGGUGCCUGUAUUGUGGAAUGCCCUCCUUGCUAAAAUACAAGAGCCCCAUCGGUACUGGCACUCUGUUGGUUCUUGAUGGUACACCUAUUUAGGCAAGCUUUCCUCUGAACUUGCUCUUUUAACUGUUUUAAUUACUACAGUUUUUAACAAGAUUGCUUUUUCUGUAUCUUAUAAAUAGUAAUAGUAUCCUCAGACUUUAAAUGCCUUUUAAAAAAAUACAAAUAAACAGGUUCAGCUGGGAUAGCUCAGUUGCCAGAACACGAGACUCUUAAUCUCAGGUUCAUAGUUUUGAGCCCCAUGUUGGGCAAGAGAUUCCUGCAUUGCAGGGGCUAGACUAGAGCAGUGUUUCCCAACCAGAGGCCCUGGGGCACCCCAGGAUAUUCAAAGGCGGCCACAGUUGAAAAAUGUGCAAAUGAGGAGCCAUAGCAUGAGACCAUAGCUGUCAACUUUUCCCUUUUCUUGCGAGGAAUCCUAUUUGGAAUAAGGGAAUUUCCCUUUAAAAAAGUGGAACGUUGACAGCUAUGCAUGGGACUAGGGGGCCACAGAGGGAAGUGAGAAGUGAAAGGGGGGAAAUCAUCAUUUUUUUAUUUAAAUCCUGGUUGGAUGGCUAUCCACUCGGCCAAUCACAAGUGGGCAAGGGGGCAGCCCACCAGGGCCUAGCACUCCUUUUUGCCCCGUGCAUUUUCUUGGAGCAGUCCUGGUUUGUUUCUGGCGGGAGACAGUAAACGCUGAUGUUCCUGUUUUGACCAGUAGAGCCUGUGAUCCAGAACCCCCAGGUCAGGUAAGUGCGGUGGUGGCAUGGCAGUGGGUAGGGCUGGGAGAGCCAGAGCUGCUUGUUGCUGCCACCAGUGCUGGGCCUGGUGGAACCCUGAGCCUGACUCUGCAAGGCGCAGGGUGCAAUCCACUCCAGCGCCUAGUGGAUCAGGGCCUUCGGAUGUUGCCAAGGGGUGCAGAGCCUGUCAGCAGCAUCGGCCUGGCACUGCAAAGCGGGAUGAAACCCACCCCAUUGCGUGGCCAAGUGGGGUCAUCUGGUGCUGCUUUCAUCUAAGGGUCUACUCAGAAGAAAGGGGCGCGGGUGGCGCUGUGGGUUAAACCACAGAGCCUAGGACUUGCCAAUCAGAAGUUCGGCGAUUCAAAUUCCUGCGACUGGGUGAGCUCCCAUUGCUCGGUCCCUGUUCCUGCCAACCUAGCAGUUCGAAAGCACGUCAAAGUGCAAGUAGAUAAAUAGGUACCGCUCUGGCGGGAAGGUAAACGGUGUUUCCGUGCGCUGCCCUGGUUCGCCAGAAGCGGCUUGGUCAUGCAGGCCACAUGACCUGGAAGCUGUACGCUGGCUCCCUCGGCCAAUAAAGCGAGAUGAGCGCCGCAACCCCAGAGUUGGUCAAGACUGGACCUAAUGGUCAGGGGUCCCUGUACCUUUACCUUACCCAGAAGAAAGCCGCACUGAGUUCAGUGGGCUUUACUCCCAGGUAAGGGUGUGUGGGACUAUAAUGUUUUAUCGAGGCAGCCAGGGCUCCUCCAGAUGACAAGCUCUUUUUGCACCAUGACAGUGAAAACCACUUGCUUUUUAAAAUUCUCCCAUAUAUACAGAACUCCCUGUGCACCUUUUGGACUGUAUCUGUAGGUUUCCCCCUUUGUGUCAAAUAACUGGGGUCAAAUUAGUGUUGUUUACUUUUAAUAAUACAUGGACGUUUGAUCUCCCUCGAAAGGUUCUGGACACUCCUUCCUUGGAGGUUUCUAAGCAGAGGUUGGGUGGCCAUCUGCCAUGGAUGUUUUAGCUGAGUUUCCGACAUUGCAGUGGUUGGUCUAGAUGACCAAUGGGAUCCCUCCCAGCUCUAUGAUUCUAUGUUUUUCUGCUUCAACAAUAUUUCAUUAUGUUCCUAUCAUUUUAUGUAAUUGUGUUCUGUAUAAAUUAUAAAAAAUAUAAAUAAAACAUUUUCUAUUUACAAACAAAACAUAACGGGGGACAUGGGCAUAGUCAGGAUUUUUGUUAGGGGGGCAGGCUUUUGUUAGGGGGUGCAAAACCUCAGAUUUGUAUUGAUAUUUGCUUAUUUGGGGGGCAGCUGCUCCCCUUGGCUAUGCCCAUGGGGGGCCACAGGAGAGAAACGAGGUCGAAAGGGGCCCACGGUCAGAAAAAGUUUGGGAAACACUGGACUAGAGGACCCUUGUGGUCCCUUCCAACUCUGUGAAUCUGUAACACAAAAACCUGCAAGAAGAUUUCAACAUGAGAACUCUCCCUCCUCUUUCUUGUUCUAAUGCAAUUUCCAUAUUUGUCUGAAACCAGCUCCUUGAAUUCAAAAGCUGGAUACCAACUAAGGGCUUAUCCACACUUAUCUUUCAUCUGCUCUUUCUAGGCAUGAUCCACAAUUUAAAGCUCUGUGUCUUGCGCUCUCUCUCUCUCUCCAGAGCUUUCCCUAUGAAAACCAACUCUUUAAAGCUCAGUUGGAGGAAACACCAAUUCAUGGAAAACCCGAAUUGAUACUUGCUCUGAUUCAGCUUUAAAGAACAGGUUUAUGCAUGGAAAACUCAAGACAAAAAAACAACGCUUGGACACAGAUUGUGGACCUCUGCCUGGGCGAAGGGUAAGUGUGAAUAAGCCCUUUGAUAUUCUUGGUAGCUGCUUCUUAGGCACAGACUACUCUCUGAAGAACUAGGCAAACCCAAAAUGUACGCAUCUCCCCAAAACAAUAAAUACGCCUUUUAUAUCUGUGCUGAAUUUCAAUAGCUGGGGCUAUGCUCAUAUGUAGGAAGAGUUUAGGAAUUUGGCUUUGGUAGCCCUCCUGAACUUUGGGAAUAGGCUCAACUAGACAACAAUCCAGUAGCGAUGGCCCCAGGCACAGUUCAGAUUCCACUGAUGGACUCACCCCAGUUAAACAAAAGAUUGGAUCCACUAGCCUAGGUCUUAUGCACAAAACCUCCACAGCCUAGGGAACAUGCAGUGGUAUUUGCCCUGCCCUCUUGAUUAAGUACCAUUCAUUUAUUAAAGGCUGUAAAGUCAGAGAGCCUAAAAGAAAGGAGAAAUCUUGGGGAGAUCUGAGGGUAAAAUGGCAUAUUUUUAUAAGUAGAAAGAUUAUUUGACUUUAGAGCUGUAAUAAUGAUAAUUUCUGUGACCAAAAGUGCCCCCUUAUGAUUAAUCAAUUAUGCAAACCAUCACCAUUUCAAAGCUAGUAAAGACUUAUUUAAUGACAUUUUUCAUGCAUCUCGUGUCUUUAAUAUAUUAUUAUCCCCCUUUAUCCUGACAGAGUUGUCCGCCGCAGAGCACCCGGCUCCCUUCUGCAGCUGGUGGAAUCAUUCGCUCGCAUUGGGAAACAAUUGUUUAUUUAGAAUAGAUUUUUCAAAACUGAUUGCUUUAGAAAAGCAGCUGACUGUCGCUGGGCAGUUGGAUUCUUCUCCAGCCUGGCAUACAUUUCCAGAGAAAUGCCUUACAAGACGGUGGUUUCUGUAUGAACAGUUGCCUAGGCUUGAUGUAAGAAAAUCAGCUUCCUUUUCUUUUUCUUCACCUGCUUUACUGCCCCAGGAAUGAUCUCAACUCAGCUUGGAGUUGAGUAUAUACAUAGGAAAAGAAGUCAUUUCAUCCUUUCUCAUUUCACUUCUGGGCAUCUUUUGGGCAGAGGACAGAAACAAUCUCAAGCCAAAGAUAUUCUCUUCUGAGCUGCAUUGUGCACUUUGCAAAUUGAGCAAAAAAGAGGGUCAGGUUCGUUUUUAGGGAGACGUUAAGGGCAGGCUGCUGUCCUGGCCAACGCUGCAUCGCAUGUGAGACAGAAGAACGUUUUAGAGAACAAAGCCUAUUUCACUUUAAAAAAUGAAAGAAUUGGCACCGGUUCCCUUUUGCUAAAAAUAAUGACAUGGAAUUUUGGUGAUUUUCAUGUCCAGGCACUUCACAGGUAAUAGAAGGGAGCUGCACUCAAGACAGAAAGCUGGCAGGAAGAGGUGCCAUAACUCCUUUGUACACCUCUCCUUAUUUUCACAGAAAACCUUCCUCGCUUUCCCUUUCGUCCAACAGUGCUGAACAAAACAAGUUCCAGACAAAAAAAAGGUCUAUACACUAUUCAAGAACUAGCUUGGAGGGACCUCUGUUUAAACUAUAGAUUGUCAGUUGUGAAUACAGAUCAUAGUGAGCUUUUUUAAAAUUUUGAUUCCUCUGGUUCCGUUUGUCAAUAAGGACCCCAUAUUUUAUACAGAGGGGUAUAUUAAAAAGCAACUGAGAACAAGCCUAUGCUUACAUUGGAGUAAAUCCCAUUGAACUCAUGCAUACGGUUUAACUUUUAGCCACACUUAGCUUCUACUAUGCCAAGUUGUGCAGGAAAGUCCUUCCCAGUCUUGCCUUCACAUGCCAAGAAAAACAGACACCAACUUUGUAUUUGUUGUUAACCGUUUAUUAAAAUUUUCCCAAAUUCUUUUGGA
Messenger RNA from Podarcis lilfordi (Lilford's wall lizard), 32315 nucleotides. NCBI's taxonomy places the organism in Eukaryota, Metazoa, Chordata, Lepidosauria, Squamata, Lacertidae. The record is from the annotation of a GenBank genome assembly.